AGUGCAGCAGCGGGCGACGUGUUUUUUACCGCUGCGUAAACAAAAUUUUGUGAUAAGAUAUAUAUCUAAGCGGACAGCUACCAAACAAAAUAAAACGCGACUUAACUGUAUGUGUGUAUGCGAAACUACUGUACACGAGUGCAAGGCAGAUCAACGAGGGCGGAUUAAAACUCACACGCACUGCGCCCCAGCUUACGACGAAGCUGUGUUUUGUUAGUAUAUGUGCCCAAGUGUUUAUGUGUGUGUGUGUAUGUGUGUGUGUGAGUGAGUGUGCGUGCGUGCUUGCGGUUGUGUGUGUGUGUGUGCGUCUCGGGCAGCAAAACCAAGUCGAAGAUAGCCCGAAAACAGAAGUUGUCUGUCUGUCAACAUUUUUUACAAGGCCAAAGUCAGCAGUGCAAAAGGGCCGCAAGUGAAACAUAAAAAAUAAACAGGUGAAAAAUAUAUAGAAUACAUUUAAGCACAGCUCAAAGAACAAGAAGAAGAAGAGGCGACCAACUUCAGAAGCAAAGGGCAAAAUACCAACAGAAAAUCUGGUCGCAAGUCGAAAGUGACGCAUAAAAACCAGAACCAAAUUAUAAUAAUAAAAAAGAGUUGAACUCGUUUUGCUGAGUAUUUGGUAUGAUGGAGCUGGAGCCGCGUGUGGCCAUAUUGCAGGAUCUGCGUCUACAGACCUUCGACUCGAUACGCUUUGCUUCCUAUCGCACCGCCUCCAAGUUGCGCUAUAUACAGAAGUCAACGAACUUGCAUCUGGUCGACAUUUGGAAUGUGAUCGAGGCGUUUCGCGAAAACGGCCUCAACACCCUCGAGCCGCAGAGCGAUGUGAGCGUUGCUCGCCUGGAGACGCUCGUCUCCUCGCUCUAUCACAAUCUGAAUAAGCGUUUGCCAACGGCCCAACAGGUGCCCGUGGACUCGAAGGCUGGUCUGUUGCUCAAUUGGCUGCUGGCUGCUUAUACCAGUGACAACUCUGGCAAGAUACGCGUAUUUUCCAUUAAAGUGGCGUUGGCAACCAUGUGCUCCGGCAAGCUGGUGGAUAAACUCAGAUAUAUCUUUUCACAGAUUUCGGAUGGCGCUGGUCAGCUGGUGGCGUGGAAGUUGGGAGAGUUUUUGCGUGAGGUAUUAGCGCUGCCGGCGGCCGUUUAUGAGUCGCCUACAUUCCAUUAUAAGGAGGGGCUGGAGGAGGAGAUCUUUCCGGCCGAGAAUAAGGUCACCGUGAACGAUUUCAUGGCAACACUUAUGUCCGAACCGGGACCAUCGUGUCUCGUGUGGCUGCCGCUGUUGCAUCGGCUGGCCACCGUUGAGACUAUUGUGCAUCCGACGAUCUGUUCUGUUUGCCAUAAGGAAAACUUUACUGGAUUUCGUUAUCGUUGUCAGCGCUGUCACGCCUACCAGUUGUGCCAGGAGUGCUUUUGGCAUGGCAAGACAUCGCUGAACCACCAAAACGAUCACGAGGUCAAGGAGUACUCGAGCUACAAGUCCCCCAGCAAACAGAUUGGUCACUCCUUGCGCAAGAGCUUCCGAUGCGUGCCCGAAAAGACGACGCAAGUGUUGCCACGAUUCCCCGACCAGCCCGAAAAGACUCUCAAUCUGUCGCACAUUGUGCCACCCUCGCCGUUGCCCUCGCACAACGGCUUCUCCGAUCCGGCGCUGGCCCAUCUCCACGGCCCCGGACCCGGGCCAGGUCAUAGCGGCAUCUUUGAUCGCUCCAGCACACUGGAUUCGCGUGCCACCGGUCGCAGCCUGGACACCACAAUGUCCCGUGUGGCUGCCGCCUCGGCCAACGAUGAAGAGCAUCGGCUCAUUGCCCGCUAUGCCGCACGACUCGCCCAGGAGAAUCGCGCUCCCUCCAAUAUGCCCAACGCGGAGAGCAUCACGCCCAUUGGCACGGACAAUUCGCGGGCGCAGCGGGAGCUGAUUGCGCAGCUGGAGUCCAAGAACAAGGAGAUUAUGCGUGAAAUAGCGCGCCUGCGACGCCAGCAGGAGACUGAGCAGAUGGCACCGGAGAAUCCUGCGCUGAUCAACGAGCUGCGCGCACUGCGGCAGCGCAAGGGCGAACUGGAGGGGCAUCUGGGUGCGUUGCAGGACUCGCGACGGCAGUUGAUGGAGCAGCUGGAGGGCCUGAUGCGUAUGCUCAAGAAUCAGCAGACUGCCUCGCCGCGCUCCACGCCCAAUUCCAGUCCACGCUCGGGCAAAUCGCCGCCCAUGCCAGGUGGAGCUGGUGGUGGUGGGGCUGGUGCUGGAUGUGGUCCUGCUGGCGGGGGCGGUGGCGUUUUGGGCACCUCGCCGAUGAGCGCACUGCAUGCCCAGCAGUUGCAACAGUUGCAGCAGCAUCCCAUGCUGCGCUCCACACAGCAGCAACUGAUGCAGGCACAACAACAACAACAACAACAGCAGCAGCAACAACAGCAGCAGUCUCAAUCCUCGCCUGGUCUUGGCCAUGGUCCAUUUAGCCAGAGCCAGCUGGAGCAGCUCAAUCAGAUAAGCAGCGAUAUGCGCAGCGCCUUUGCCGCCAAUGGAAGUGCAACCCCACCGCCCAUGUGCAACGCUAAUCCGACAGCCGAUGCCGAACUGAACGAAACCGCCGACAACAUAACGUCGGCCAUUUCGACGAUGGUCAGCGAUCUGAAUGCAGGACAAGCAGCCAGCGGCUCCUUGGCGCAGGCACGUUUCAUUAUGCCAUUGGAGUAUCGUCACAUCGAGGGCCGCGAAUCCGAUUGCGAUUGCGACUGUGAUUGCAAUUGUGACUGCGAUUGCCAGGUGUACGAGGAGAUCUUUCGCACCGAUGAGGAUCUUGAGUGCGAGGGUGGCGCCACUGCCGCUGUUCCCCUCAAUGAUGAUGAUUCUAUGCUGCUUUCGCCGGUGCAAUAUGACUAUAAUUUUGGGCAGACCGACGAGCAGUCUCAGCUGAAUCGCAUACUCGCCUAUCGCUACCAUCCCGAACUCUUCAUCGAUGAUGACGAGGCCGGUUUUCCGGCACUGCACGAGAUCGAUUUCGAUGAAUCUCAAUCAUAUAAUCCCGAAUGGAAUGAAAAGGCAAAUGCGAAUAGCCAAUGGCAGGAGCAGUUUGCACAAUGGAGUCUUAAUUCCCAGAAUAACUAAAUUGUGGAUCUACGAUAUCUUUAUAUAUAUAUUUAUACAUAUAUAUAUAUAUAUAGUCUAUAAAGAUUGGAUGAAUGUGGAUUGCACUCGCUUAGCUUUUUAAUCUUAAAACUCAUGUUGAUUUAGAGCAAUUUAUUUAUUGACUACUUUAGUCUACACUAUCUUUAACAUUAUAAUUUAUUUCCUUGCGGUGAAUACUUUGGCGGGCAUAAAUAUAUAUAUAUACAUCUAUCUAUAUAUA
This is a messenger RNA of Drosophila grimshawi, 3337 nucleotides long. Its product is annotated as dystrobrevin beta. Gene Ontology annotation, molecular function: zinc ion binding. NCBI's taxonomy places the organism in Eukaryota, Metazoa, Arthropoda, Insecta, Diptera, Drosophilidae. Bases 619 to 3096 code for a protein of 825 amino acids. The transcript is spliced from 10 exons. The record is from RefSeq and is a predicted model, not a curated record. Gene Ontology annotation, cellular component: plasma membrane; synapse. Gene Ontology annotation, biological process: synaptic signaling.